Molecule: messenger RNA, 732 nt
Organism: Volvox carteri f. nagariensis
Lineage: Eukaryota; Viridiplantae; Chlorophyta; Chlorophyceae; Chlamydomonadales; Volvocaceae
Exons: 2
Coding region: 1-732 (243 amino acids)
Source: RefSeq, a predicted model, not a curated record
AUGACCGUCCCGCCGCGACAUACGGAUGCACAGCCUAAACGUAAGCCCUUCGGAAUCCCAGUCCGCGUCCCUGAGCCUCAGCGUCGCCCCACUUCCAGUCCACCCAGGGGAUCGAGCAACACCAUCGGGGCAGUGCUGACAUCCGGAACCCGGACUGCAGCCGGCGCCUGGGUCCCUGUGGUCCUCGCGGGCGGUUCUGCGCUAGUGGUUCCGUACUCCUGCUAUUCCUGCGGCUGGAGUGGGGACGGCGGCUGCGGCCCCUGCUCAUCGGCCAACCGUUGCACCGGGGCGGCGUCGUCUAGCGACAACGCGCCCACACGACGCAGUACCUCUCCUGCCGAACACGCCUCCGCAUCCAGCGCUUCCGCUCCGGUCAUCGUCAUCGGUAGUGCUGCUCCUGCGACCGGUGUCGAUGUCGUCGGCAACGACGCCUCCCGCGGCUCAACAAGAACCUCGUCAGAGCCAAUGACGAGGGAGUCUGCUGCCGCUUCAGACUCCGACGCCGUCGCCAGACCGACCAUUGUCCCGUCAGCGAACCCCUCGACCUGUGUGGCGGCAUCAACCGCGAGGCUGCUCGUUCCGUCGCUGGCGGCGCUGCUGCUGCUGCUCCGGAGUCCGCUGCUGCUGCUGCUGCUGCCCGGUGCUGGCAGUCUGUAUCGCCCUCUACGGAUUGGGACUGUGAUGUGGAACCUAACGCUGUGGCCGGGGCCGCGGACAUCGCUGCAGGUGUAG